AUGCUCACCCACAUCCUCCUCCUAGCCGCAACCAGCCUGGCCGCUGUUGCCCGCGGCGCGGUCCUGCCCGGCACCACGACCGACGGCCCCGCGCCGGUGCUGCACGCUAUCCCAGAUGACGUGGCCAGCUUCAACGAAACCCAGGGCAUCUCGGCCCGAGCGGUUGACCCCGCUGUGCGCUUCACCGAGUACGAGGGCCGCGCGUGCGGCGGCUGGGAAGCGCCGUACAUGGCCCCCGACGGCGGCUGCUACCUGCUCCCGACCGGGGACGGGUUCAAGAUCCGCGAGAUCGCCAACACCUGCCGAGUGUUCAUCUACGCAUCCCAGUCUUGCGAUGGGGCCGAGUUCCAGGCCUACCACGGAAACUGCUACGACGUUCACGCGUUUUACAGCAUCAAGGCCUUCUGCGGUUAG
Messenger RNA from Chaetomium fimeti, 414 nucleotides. RefSeq lists its product as uncharacterized. Lineage: Eukaryota; Fungi; Ascomycota; Sordariomycetes; Sordariales; Chaetomiaceae. The transcript has 2 exons. The record is from RefSeq and is a predicted model, not a curated record. Bases 1 to 414 code for a protein of 137 amino acids.